AUGUUGGAUAUAUCCGACAUUUCGAUGGAUCUCUCGCACAGCAGCAGCGGCAGUGCAGGACGACGUCGUCGACGAGCGGCGUCCUUUUGCGUCGUUCGUGAUCGUCGUCGCGUCCGCUUCUCUGUCAUUCCCGACGGACCCGUAGCCGUAGAAAUCCAGCACUUUGCCAAUCCAGAAUUCACAUCUCCCAAACUCCAAGACCGCAAGGAAAUUUGGUACUCGAGCAUGGAAAUUCGUGCCUUGAAACAACUCAAUAUGGAUUUGUGUCGGCAAAAACAAGAACGAGAAGAGUCGCAAGAAGAAGACGACUCGGUAUGUUGGAGAGGACUGGAACACCUAGUAGAAGGCGAAACCAAACGACGCCAACGCAUCCAACAUUUUUUGGCGGCCAUCUUGAAGGUGCAGACGGAACGAAAGCGCAAGGGAGCUAUUCGACCCGAAGCCAUGGCCGAUGCCCUUCAGUCCUUUUCACGAUCUCAAAGUCGGGGCGAUCGAAGGCGCGCUCUAAAAGUGGGAAAACUCGAUUAUGCCGCCGCACAAGAGGGACCCACCGUGCAGCGCAAUUUAUCCCUCGAUACCGAUCAAUUUCAAAAGCGACGAACCAUCUUGCGGCGGGUAUCCCAUCGAGCGGCGGCCAUGCUGCCCAAUCGACGGUCGUCUACGCUCAGUGCCACCAGUGCGACCUCGUCGACACGGUCGUUGCAAUCCACCGGAUCGACGGCGUCGGCAACGUCGUCCAGUCGAGCCAUCGGAGCGGAGGAGACAGCAUCAUAA
Messenger RNA from Seminavis robusta, 774 nucleotides. Lineage: Eukaryota; Bacillariophyta; Bacillariophyceae; Naviculales; Naviculaceae. The record is from the annotation of a GenBank genome assembly.